AAUCCAUCCGAUACUGACUGCUUGGAGAGCGGUCUCUGAUUUUUUCGAACUUUUUUGAACGAAUGUACUCGCUUUUUUAUCGAGUAUAAGAAUGGUUCAUCUCCACAAACUUCAUCGGAGCAGGGCUCACCGACCCGGAUUUGAAUAAUGUGCUCCAGAUGAAAAUAGUGAAACUGGUCGAAGGUAUUUAGUUGUUGUGGAUGGAUCCAUGCUACAAACGAUCAAAAAUUGGGUAUCUUCAUGGUCUUCUAUGACAACUACAAAAGAGUCGCCCUACUCGAUCCCAUGUACACAACCGAACCCAAAACCCCAAUCAAGCUGGAAAAAAUCAAGUUCAUUCCCUACUUUGGAUGCUUCGAAAAAGUCGAAAAAAAGUUUUGAUAAAAUAAAGGAGUUUUAUAUUUUUUCUAGUUUUCCUUUUUUGGUGUUCCUAUGGGUUGAAUCUUACCCACCAUAAUAUCUAUCUGUAAAUGUUUCUUUGAAUUUUUAGUCAUUUGAUCCAUGAUUUCAGGGUUGGAACCUUCGGGCGUCUGUGUGAUGCUCCCCCACUUUUUUUUUGAUUUUUGUAA
Caenorhabditis elegans is the source of this 569-nucleotide messenger RNA. The record is from the annotation of a RefSeq genome assembly. NCBI's taxonomy places the organism in Eukaryota, Metazoa, Nematoda, Chromadorea, Rhabditida, Rhabditidae.